Molecule: messenger RNA, 1788 nt
Organism: Owenia fusiformis
Lineage: Eukaryota; Metazoa; Annelida; Polychaeta; Sabellida; Oweniidae
Source: the annotation of a GenBank genome assembly
AUGGAUACAGCACCCGAGGAAGAGCCUAAACCAGUUCCAAAGACGUACGAUGCCUUUUUAACAGAUAUAGUAGGGCAGAGUUGGUACCAAAUUUUGCAUUGCGGAGCAUUUAUCGUUGGAAGUACCUUCGCUUAUUGGCAACCCCAGCUAACCAACUUUACUGCUGCAUACAUGAACCACUGGUGUAAGGUCCCUGGACUUCAAGGCAGAUUCAAUGAGACAGUUUCCAAGAGUUUAAGCAUUCCUUUCACAACAGAUGAAUCUGGUGAUGGUGGGUUUAGUAAAUGUCACAUGUAUGCAGUUAACUUCUCUGCUUACACAGACCAAGAAUUACUCAAUGGAGCCCACAAAAUCAAUGCUACAACAACAGUGUGUGAUGCUGGUUGGAAUUUUGACACUUCACAGUAUGAGUCUACAUUAAUGAGUCAGUAUGACCUUGUAUGUGGAAAUGAAUACUUGACUACAUUUGCUGCAUCUGCAGCGGUGCUGGGAUUCGUGUUUGGUGCUUUAAUCUCUGGUCAAGUGGCAGAUAGAUGGGGACGAAUGAGAACAUCACUAGUGUGGACGAUUCUAGAAAUCGCUUUUGCAAUAAGUACACCAUUUUCACCAAAUUACAUUUUGUAUCUUAUUCUGAGGGCACUAUCAUGCAUGGCUUCAAUGGCAGGGUAUACAACGCAUUUUACAACUUGCUUGGAGGUUUUAACAUCCAAUGGUCGGAAUGCAUUUGAAAUAGUUAAUACUGCGACAAGCAUCAUCAGACUUGGCACAUUACCACUGACUGCUUUCUAUGUGAGGAAUCAUAUUACUCUACAACUUGUAGCAGGAGGACUCAUCAUUUGUAAUGCUGUUGUGCGAUGCAUAACGCCAGAGUCUGCCAGAUGGCAUUUGUCCAUAGGGCAAGUUAAAGCUGCCACAAAAGUGACCAGAAUCAUGGCAAGAGUUAAUGGAAAAGAAGUUCCAGAGAAUCAUGAACAGUUAAUGGAAGGAAUUGCAGAGGAAGAACGGAAGAAAGAAGGAGGAAAGAAAGCAAUCAUUUUCGACUUGUUCAGGACGCCAAGGAUGAGACGCAUUACAUUCAUUGUCUUUGCAAUAUGGUUUGCUUGUGUAUUUGCUAACUAUGCAGUACAGUUGAACAUCGGAACACUUAUUCCUGGAAAUGUGUACCUGAAUAUGUACAUAGUCUUAGGGCUAGGGCAAAUUAUGGUAUUACCAAUCAAAUAUGUAGUUUACUACAAAAUUGGACGAGUUAAGGGAUUGGUGCUUGCUCUAAUCAUCUCAGGAUUAUUUUCAUUCAGCAUGAUUGGCUUUGUCAGGCUGACAAGCAUACCAGCUUUAGCUGCCAUUGCUUCAUUAAUUGGACUAGCAUUUGCAGCUACAGCUUUCAAUGCAGUAUAUCUAUACAGUGGAGAGAUCUUCCCCACGCCAGUCAGAGCUGCAGGGUUGGGGGUAGGAUCUAGCAUUGGUAGAAUAGGUGGACUCAUUGCACCACAAAUGCCACUUCUGGCUAAAACAUGGUAUGGAUUACCAUAUCUCGUAAUGGGAAUUAUACCAAUCCUUACUGGCAUCAUGGCCGUCCUCCUACCAGAAACAAUGGGCAAGACUUUACCAGAGACUCUAAAACAAGGUGAACUAUUUGGAAUAGAAAGGAAUGAAGAAAUCUUGAGGGAGGGACACGUAGAACAACAUGCUGUGGAAAUGACUGAAGUCACAAGGAACGAAACUGCAAACAAGUCAACAUCUAACCAGCUAUAUUUACCCUUACUACAGCGAUCUACCAAGGCAUGCUGA